Messenger RNA from Kluyveromyces lactis, 897 nucleotides. It is a transcript of the gene TRM10, whose product is annotated as tRNA (guanine(9)-N(1))-methyltransferase. Lineage: Eukaryota; Fungi; Ascomycota; Saccharomycetes; Saccharomycetales; Saccharomycetaceae. Gene Ontology annotation, molecular function: tRNA binding. The transcript has a single exon. The record is from RefSeq and is a predicted model, not a curated record. Bases 1 to 897 code for a protein of 298 amino acids. Gene Ontology annotation, cellular component: nucleus. Gene Ontology annotation, biological process: tRNA N1-guanine methylation.
AUGUCUGAUACCAGUGAAAAUUCAAAUGCUGAGAUUCCAGCUGAUACCUCAGAUGUCAAAGAUAAACCUAAGCCGAUAGUUAGGGCACCACAAUUUCCACCUCCUCCGGAAGGCAUAUCAAAAUCACAAUGGAAGAAGAUCUGCAGGAAGAAGCGUUUUGAAGAGACGAGGGCAGAAUAUGCACAAAUCCGCAAAGAGAAGAGAAAUCGUGCCAAAUUGGCACGUAGGGAAAAGCUCAAGGAAUAUACUGAUAGAGGCGAAGAAAUCCCUGAAGAAUUAAAGCGUCCACCAAAAGUUAAUUUGAAUCAAAGUGAUUCCGGCAUAUCUAUUAUUCUUGACUGUUCCUUCGAUGAUUUAAUGAACGAUCGCGAAAUUGUAAGUUUAUCUACACAAGUCACUAGAGCUUAUUCUAGCAACAAAAGAGAGAAUAAUUACGCCAAGAUUAAAGUGACAUCUUUCGAUAAGAGAUUAAAACAACGAUUCGAUAACGAUUUGAGCAACUCUAACUACACCAAGUGGAAAAAUUUCGAAUUUACUGCAGAUCCAACCUUGCCCACUGAGAAUGCCGUCUAUCUGACUGCUGAUACAGAAGAAAAACUGGAUACUUUAGAACCAGGGACCACUUAUAUCGUAGGUGGUAUAGUAGAUAAAAACAGACAUAAGAACCUAUGCUACAACAAGGCAAAGGAACUUAACAUCCCAACCAAGAGGCUUCCUAUCGGAGAAUUUAUCAAUCUUGCUGGAAGGAAAGUGUUGACUACCAGCCAUAUGGUCCAACUAAUGUUGAGAUACUUCGACAACAAGGACUGGAAGGAAGCAUUCGAAAGCGUGCUUCCACCUAGGAAACUCGAAGUCGACUCUACAAAAGAAGACUCUGAAACUGCUUCUGCUGAAUAG